Microcebus murinus (gray mouse lemur) is the source of this 5052-nucleotide messenger RNA. The record is from RefSeq and is a predicted model, not a curated record. Lineage: Eukaryota; Metazoa; Chordata; Mammalia; Primates; Cheirogaleidae.
AUGGGGACGCUGUGGCACCACUGGUCUCCUGUGCUCAUCUGCCUGGCCGCCCUGUUCCAAAGGGACCUUGAGCACAGCGUGGAGCACUGUGGCAGAGAGGUGCGGGUGCUAAGGAGAAACACAGAGGUACUAACGCCCGAACUGCGCUUCCUUCCCUCAGUGUCCGAGAGCCGCGGGAUCCUCGACAGCAUCCAGAGGUUCUCCCUGCUGCCCACCUACCUCCCGGUGACCUACCACAUCAACAACGCGGACGUGUCCUUCUUCCUGAAGGAGGCCAACCAGGACAUCAUGAGGAACUCCAGCCUGCAGUCCCGCGUGGAGUCCUUCCUGAUCUACAGAUCCAAGCGGCUGCCCGUGCUGAACGCCAGCUACGGGCCUUUCUCCAUCGAGCAGGUGGUGCCCCAGGACCUGAUGCUGCCUUCCAACCCCUUCGGACUUACCAGCAAGUUCUCCCUCAACUGGAAACUGAAGGCCUACAUCCUGCGGGACAAGAUCUACCUGAGCCGGCCCAAGGUGCAGGCUCUGUUCUACAUCGUGGGCAGAGACUGGGGCGACCACAGCGCCGGGGAGAGGCUGCCCUGCCUGAGGGUCUUCGCCUUCCGGGAGACCAGAGAGGUGAGGGGCAGCUGCCGGCUGCAGGGGGAGCUGGGGCUGUGCGUGGCGGAGCUGGAGCUGCCGCCCGGCUGGUUCAGUCCCCCCACGGUGGUCGCCGGGAGGAAGAAGUUCGUGGACCAGCAGGAGGGCAGCCCCGUGGAGCUCUACUACGCUGUGCAGCCGGGGGACCAGAGAGGGGACUGUGCCGGGGAAGACGUGAGGAGAGGCGGUGGCAUCCGGGCAGGCCACAACGACAUCGACGAGGCCGGGCCCCCUCUGCACAGGAUCGGGAGUGUCUUUCUGUACCAGACCCUCGGCCAGCCUCCCCUGCGCGAGCUGCGACUGGACAGCAACGUGGCCAUCCAUUACGCGCCAAAGGCCGUGAGGCGCGGGGACGUGCUGACUUUUCCCGUUUCCGUCUCCAAAAACUCCACGGAAGACCGCUUCACCUUGAGGGCCAAGGUGAAGAAAGGCGUGAGCAUCGUGGGCGUGCGAGCCAGCAGCCCCUCCAUCUGGGACGUCAGGGAGAGCAGGGACUACACCGGCAAGUAUGCACCAGCUGUCAUCGUGUGCCAGAGGAAAUCGGCUGGCUCGGAGAACAGCGUGGGUGGCGCCUCCCACGAAGUCAUGCAGAUCGACCUAGAAGUAGAGGAGCCCAGUGACCUGCCGGCCACUCAGCUGGUCACGUGGCAGGUGGAGUACCCGGGAGAGAUCACAUCGGACUUGGGCGUGUCCAAGAUCUUCGUGAGCCAGAAGGACCUGAUGGGGAUCAUCCCGCUGGCCAUGGAGGCGGAGAUCCUGAACACGGCCAUCCUCACGGGGAAGACGGUGGUGGUCCCGGUGAAGGUGGUCUCCGUGGAGGAGGACGGCUCGGUGGCCGAGCUGCUGGAGCCCCUGGAGUGCAGAUCGUCCGACGAAGACGUGAUCAAGGUCUCUGACAGGUGCGACUACGUCUUUGUCAACGGGAAGGAGAUGAAAGGCAAGGUGAACGCGGUGGUGAACUUCACCUACCAGCACCUGAGCGCCGCCCUGGAGGUGACGGUGUGGGUGCCGCGGCUGCCCCUGCAGAUCGAGGUCUCGGACGCCGAGCUCAACCAGAUCAAGGGCUGGAGGGUCCCCAUCGUGGCCAGCAAAAGGCCGGCAGGGGACAGUGAGGAAGAGGAGGACGAGGAGAGGAGGGGCCGCGGCUGCACGCUGCAGUACCAGCACGCCAUGGUGCGGGUUUUGACGCAGUUCGUGGCAGAGGCAGCCGACACUGGGGCCCACCUGGCCCACCUGCUGGGCUCCGACUGGCAGGUGGACAUCACGGAGCUGAUCGGCGACUUCAUGCAGGUGGAGGAGCCCAGGAUCGCCACGCUGCAAGGGGGGCAGGUCCUGGUCGGGCAGGAGCUGGGCAUGACCACCAUCCAGAUCCUGUCUCCCCUGUCGGACGCCAUCCUGGCCGAAAAGACCAUCACUGUGCUGGAUGAGAAGGUGACCAUCACGGACCUCGGGGUCCAGCUGGUGACAGGGCUGUCGCUGUCCUUGCAGCUCAGCCCGGGGAGCAACAGGGCCAUCUUCGCCACCGCGGUGGCUCAGGAACUUCUGCAGAAGCCCAAACAGGAGGCCGCCAUCAGUUGCUGGGUCCAGUUCAGUGACGGCGCAGUCACGCCCUUGGAUAUCUACGACGGGAAAGACUUCUCCCUGGUGGCCGCGUCCUUGGACGAGAAGGUGGUCUCCAUCCACCAAGACCCCAGACUCAAGUGGCCUGUCAUCGCCGCCGAGACGGAAGGCCAGGGCGCCCUGGUGAAGGUGGAAAUGGUAAUCAGCGAGUCCUGCCAGAAAUCCAAGCGCAAGAGCGUGCUGGCCGUCGGGACGGCAAACAUCAAAGUGAAAUUCGGCCAGAACGACGCCAACCCCAACGCCAGCGACACCAGGCACCCUGGCGCGGGCCAGGUUCACCUGGGGAACGAGGUCGGCGAGCGCAGACCCAAACAGCCCUUGCAGGGGUGGGAGAGCCCGGAAGGAAGGUUCUACAGCAGCUCUUCCUCCGUGGGACUCUUGGAAGGGAGGGGCCCGGCCACGGAGAGGCCGCCCUUGCGGAAGAAGGGCCAGGGGGGCUUCUUGGACGGUGAGGGCCACCUGCAGACCCUCCCCAUCGACCUCACCAGCUUCCCAGCCCAGGUGGAGCUGCCCAGGGGCACGGGGGGGCUGGAUGAGAACGACCUCAUGCAGGCCUCCAAGGGGCUGAGCGACCUGGAGAUCGGCAUGUAUGCGCUGCUGGGCGUCUUCUGCCUGGCCAUCCUGGUCUUCCUGGUCAACUGCGCCGCCUUCGCCUUGAAGUACAGGCACAAGCAGGUGCCCUUCGAGGAGCAGGAGGGCCUGAGCCACUCCCACGACUGGCUGGGGCUGAGCAACCGGACAGAGCUGCUGGAGAGCCACGUGAACUUCACGUCUUCCCAAGAGGAGCAGAUCACGGCCAUCGACAGGGGCGUGGACUUCGAGGAGAGCAAGUUCCUCCUCAGCACGGACUCCCAGAAGAGCAUCAACGGGCAGCUGUUCAAGCCGCUGGGAGCCACCGCCACGGACGGGAAAGAGCCGAAAAGCGAGCCCCCGGCAUCCCCUACCUCAAAACGGAAAAGGGUGAAGUUCACCACCUUCGCCGCCGCCCCCGAGGACGACACCUGCCCCGCCAGGGACCCUGGGGCGGCGAGGGGCGGCGGCGGUGACGACAUUAAGUGGGUCUGCCGGGACCUGGAGCCCGGGGGCUGUGCGGAGCUGCAUGGCUACAUGGAGCGGUUACACGAAAGCGUGUGAGCCGGACACGCAGGGACACCUGUUCUCACUCACCUUUCAGCCUUUAAUUCCAGGAUGUGUAGCCACGGCGCGCCCGGGACAGAAACGGGACGGCGGGACGAGACGAGGGCGACCCUGUCCAUGCAGCCUCAGAAAACAACCCCUGCUCGGCCGGCGGGGGUGGGUGCGGAAGGGGGCCCCCCGAGUCAGCACGGGCACCCGCAUCCCAGCGUAGGACAUCUUGCUUAAAAGCCCAGGGGUGUGUGCCACGUGGCAAGAUUGUUAAAACUUGGGACAAAAAGGAGAUCUGAGUCCCCUCGCCUCUGAGAGUCUCCGGGGGAGGGGGACAGCCUCUCUCUUGCUGCCUCUCGCUGAGCAAAGCGAUCUGGACACUGUAACGUCCACGUGGCCCCAACAUCCCGUCGCAAAACGGCGGGAGGAAAGCGCGAUUCGGGCUGGGCGCGGCGUGGAUCGAAGGGAGGGAGCGUGCCAUGCGCCCUGCAGCGGCAGGUGACCACCGGCCAUCUCCCGCCCAGGCGGCUCCAGGAGGCGUGGCUGCCAGUCACUGCCUCUCAAAGACCGGGGCGGGGCCUCACCGGGUCAUCGGCCGAGCGAGGCAGUUGCUGACCAGGCCUGAAAGAGGACAAGUGACAAAAUACCUUUGUAACUACAUGCCAAGACCAAACACUCACACACACACACACACACACCCUCUGAGCAGCUCAGAGCGUUUCUUUAAUUUGUAAACUAAGGAUACUGGGCAUAGGAUUUCAGUCAGGUUCAAAGAACCCAGGCUCUUUCUAGCAAGUUCCCCGUGUUUAAGUUUGCAUUCCUCCACUGUGUGGCCACCUUUCCAAAAGCUGUCAGUCAUCUGCAGGUGAGGGUGGGGGACUGGGGGAGGGGAAAGUUUCCAGUAUUCCCUGAGUCCCCUCCCCCCACCGCGGGCUUUGUGUCAACUCCCAGGUGAUGGUGCACGCCGCCCAUCUUUGACGAGCCUGGUUUUUGGGGCUCGCUGGGGGGGCAGUAUUCAUGGGGGUUCAGCACCAGGGGGUGUCCCUUCCUCACCUUUCCAGACAGACGACAGGGCUGUUUUGCGAUGGCUCUGUCACCAUUUGUGGUGGGUCUCCUGUCCAAGAAUUUACUCUCCAGGCUGUUGAGACAAAAUCCAGGUGUGUGUGUGGAAGGUGCCUGGGGAGCUGGGAGCUGGGGUGUGCGGGCGGGGAGGGGGGUGGAUCCGGCGGAAAGCCUGGGCCCCGCCCUCCCGACACACACCGGGACAGCACAGGGGGCUGCUUCGCCUCAGAGCUGGGAGGGACGUGAGGCACAAUGGCAGGGAGUGGGCGUGCAGGUUGUGUGAGCACCUGGCCCUAAAGGCAGCCCGGGAGGCGUGAGGUUGCUUAAGAUUGACAUGACUCUGAGGAUCUCCCCAAUCCCCCAGAUGCGAAGCCCAGGAAGCUGGAGGGGGAGGGGAGAUUGGAGGAUUCUUACCCGUCUCGUGCUGGCUCCAAGGCAGAGAAGAGGGUGGGUGGGAUAAUGGCCAACGUGACAUUGUCCUGGGAGAGAAGGUGCCGGGGACGGGGAGCCAGAGGGGCCGGGCAGUAAGAUCAGUCUCUCUCACUCCCUUUCUUCCUUCUCCUCCUUCUUUCUGCUUCUUCUUCUUCCUUCCUUCUUCUUCUUCCUUCU